Molecule: messenger RNA, 2285 nt
Organism: Cydia pomonella (codling moth)
Lineage: Eukaryota; Metazoa; Arthropoda; Insecta; Lepidoptera; Tortricidae
Product: L-threonine ammonia-lyase-like
Exons: 11
Coding region: 811-2145 (444 amino acids)
Biological process (GO): L-threonine catabolic process; L-serine catabolic process
Molecular function (GO): L-serine ammonia-lyase activity; threonine deaminase activity
Source: RefSeq, a predicted model, not a curated record
AAAAAAUAUUAUAGGACAUUAUUACACAAAUUGACUAAGUCCCACAGUAAGCUCAAUAAGACUUGUGUUGAGGGUACUUAGACAACGAUAUAUACAAUAUAUAAAUAUUUAUAAAUACUUAAAUACAUAGAAAACACCCAUGACUCAGGAACAAAUAUCCAUGCUCAUCACACAAAUACAUGCCCUUACCAGGAUUUGAACCCGGGACCAUCAGCUUCGUAGGCAGGGUCACUACCCACUAGGCCAAACCGGUCGUCAAAUACACUACCUACUUUAAUAUAUGGGCAAUAAAGUCGUACAAGAGCCACAAAUGUUGAUUUGACUGGUCUAAGUCUUAAAAUUUGUAAAGUGGGCUAAAUUGAAAACCAUUUCGGUAAAUAUGCUUCCUGUAUGCAAUAAGUAAGUUUUUUUCGAUUAAUUUCUUUGAAAAUCGCGAACAAGUUAAACUGAAAGAGUGACGUCAUUACUAUGGCUGGGUAAUUUUGAUGAGCCGGAAUUGUAGGUCUUUAAAGUCGCAAGGGUUUGCUGACACACGAGCGAGAUAGCUUAGCUCUACGUCAUGCCUAUCACGGCAGUCGCGCGCAACUUGUGCUAUUCCUGCCUACUAAUUAAGAAAAAUAAGGUUAUUCUAUGUAAGUAUAUUCUUCACGUCUAGAAGCCUUAUUAUUUGUCAAAGAGUUACAGAAAAAAAAUCUGUCAAAUAUGAAGUGUGUCAUAUGAGUAAAGUUGAUGAAAAUCUACAAAAUUCUUUGUUUUGUAUAAGUAUUCUUUAACAUGUUUUCAUAAAAUAAAUUGUAAAAAAAUCCCAAAAUGGCAGACAACGUAGAAUUCGAUGAGUGGUGUGACCCGGCGAAUCCUCGCAAAAUUAAAGCUGAAGACAUCAUAGCAGCCGCAAGACGCAUCGUUGGAUCCGUUUUGAAAACUCCUUGUUCGAGGGCAAACAUGGGCGAGAGACUAGGCUUAGAAAUGUAUUUGAAACAAGAAUUUCUACAAUAUACUGGAAGUUUCAAGGAGCGUGGUGCACGCAACGCUCUUAUGAAUCUGACAGAUGACCAGAAGAAAAACGGCGUGAUCGCAGCAAGUACCGGAAACCACGGGCUGGCAUUGAGCUGGCAUUCUACCAACCUCGGUAUCCCCUGCAUCAUUGUAAUGCCAAAAAAUGCCGCCAUUGUCAAACGGGCUAAAUGCGAGACGUACGGUGCCAAGGUCCUCCUUCACGGCGUCAACAUUGGAGAGGCUAAACGUUUUGCUAUGGGAAUUUCUAAGGAGAAGCAUAUGAUGUAUAUUAACGGUUACGAUCACCCGAACAUAGUAGAAGGACAGGGUACUAUCGGGCUGGAGAUUAUAGAGCAAAUUCCCGAGAUAGAAGCGAUCCUUGUGCCCGUGGGCGGUGGGAGCCUGUGCGCCGGCAUCGCCACCGCUGCCAAACACCUCAAGCCUGACGUCGAGAUAUAUGGUGUUUGCACUGACAAAUGUACCACAAUGGUGGAGUCGUUAAAAAAUAACGAAAGAACUGCCGUACCCAUUGAUUCAACUAUCGCCGACGGGCUCGGUGUGCCUCUCAUCGGAGUCAAUACUUUCCACAGUUUAAAAGGUCUACUCGAUAAAAUGGUCGUAGUAAAAGAGGAUUGGGUAGCUCGAGCCAUCAUGCACAUCGUAGAGGAAGAGAGGUUCGUAGUGGAAGGAGCGGGUGCCGUGGCCAUUGCCGCUAUCAUGGCGGGCCUCUUUCCCAAUCUCAAAGGAAAAAAGGUAUGCUGCAUCUUAUCGGGAGGCAACAUCGACACGUCGAUCCUGGCGCGCGCGCUGGAGCGGGGUAUGGCUGCCGAAGGUCGGCUGGUCAAGAUGAAGGUGACGGUGAGCGAUCGACCGGGCGGCUUAGCGGAGCUGUGCCAGAUGAUGACAGCGAUAGGAGUCACUGUGCGAGACUGUGUGCCUGAGCGCGCUUGGGUCAAGGGAGAUGUAUUCAGCGUUGCGAUGAAACUUAUAGUAGAAACAAGAGGAUGGGACCACACAAAAGAGCUUAUUGAAGCUACCAAAAAGAACUAUAAGGAAUACUACUUCCAUGAAAUGAAUGAGACGGACAAGCCAGCCGGCUCGCGCCGCGGGCCCUGCCUCGCGCCGCACCCUGUUUGUAUGCAGAAGUAACCUAAUGAAAUUAAAAAAAAAAAAGUUGAUAUAUCUGAAAUUAAACUUCCGACUCAAUGGCAUAUACUGCCUACUACUUUUACUAUACUACGACGACGUUAUAGUAUCUAUUUCUGAAGAAUAACAUCUGCGUUGAGUUC